Messenger RNA from Bubalus bubalis (water buffalo), 1395 nucleotides. RefSeq names its product neuromedin U receptor 2 (gene NMUR2). Lineage: Eukaryota; Metazoa; Chordata; Mammalia; Artiodactyla; Bovidae. Gene Ontology annotation, molecular function: neuromedin U receptor activity. The coding region runs from base 152 to 1375 and encodes 407 amino acids. The record is from RefSeq and is a predicted model, not a curated record. Gene Ontology annotation, biological process: G protein-coupled receptor signaling pathway. Gene Ontology annotation, cellular component: plasma membrane. The transcript is spliced from 4 exons.
AGGGAUCCGAGGUCCGAGCAGUUUCUAUCCCUCUCCAGGCCUCUUUCCCGAAACCUGUGCUUUCCUGCCUGCUUUCUUUUUCCUUUCUGGCUCAGCUUGGGACAGAGGCUCAUUCCAGAGGAGCCUCAGGUCUUGCAUUUUAAUAGCAGUGAUGGAAAAACAUGAGAAUGUUUCCUGGAUGUACCAACAGGAACUGAAAGAUCCCUUCAAGAAAUACCUGAACAACACGGAUGACUACCUAGCUUUGCUCUGCGGGCCUCGUCGCAGCCACCUCUUCCUACCGGUGACUGCGGUGUAUGCUCUGAUUUUUGUGGUGGGGGUCGUUGGCAAUCUCCUGGUGUGCUUGGUGAUUCUUCGGCACCAGACGAUGAAGACCCCCACCAAUUACUACCUCUUCAGCUUGGCUGUCUCCGACCUCCUAGUCUUGCUUCUCGGGAUGCCCCUGGAAGUCUAUGAGAUGUGGCGCAACUACCCCUUCCUGUUUGGGCCGGUGGGCUGCUACUUCAAGACGGCCCUCUUCGAGACCGUGUGCUUCGCCUCCAUCCUCAGCGUCACCACCGUCAGCGUGGAGCGCUACGUAGCCGUCCUCCACCCGUUCCGCGCCAAACUGAAGAGCACCCGGGGCAGGGCCCUCCGCAUCCUUGGCAUCGUCUGGGGCCUCUCUGUUCUCUUUUCUCUGCCCAACACCAGCAUCCAUGGCAUCAAGCUCCACUACUUUCCCAAUGGGUCCAUCAUCCCCGGCUCUGCCACCUGUACAGUCAUCAAGCCCAUGUGGAUCUAUAAUUUCAUUAUCCAGGUCACCUCCCUCCUCUUCUACAUCCUCCCCAUGACAGUCAUCAGUGUCCUCUACUACCUCAUGGGGCUCAAGCUGAAGAAAAACCAACACCUUGAGGCAGAUAAAGUGACUGCAGAUAUUCAAAGACCAUCCAGAAAAUCAGUCACUAAAAUGCUGUUUGUCUUGGUCUUAGUGUUUGCUAUCUGCUGGGCCCCAUUCCACAUUGAUCGGCUCUUCUUCAGCUUUGUGGAGGACUGGACCGAACCCCUGGCUGCUGUGUUCAAUCUCAUCCAUGUGGUGUCAGGUGUCUUCUUCUACCUGAGCUCAGCGGUCAACCCCAUUAUCUACAACCUGCUCUCCCACCGCUUCCAAGCAGCAUUCCGGACUGUGAUCCCCCCUUCCUGCCAACAGCAGCACUCCCACAACCACUCGCCGGGGCCGUCUAUGCAGCGGAACAUCUUCCUGACAGAGUGCCACCUUGUGGAGCUGACUGAGGACGUAGCUCCCCAGUUCCCUCGUCAGCUGUUGGUCCUCAGCUCACAGCUCCCCACAGCCCUCUGUACCGGUCAGGCGCCAAGAAAGGAGCUUGCAAAGAGCUGACAUCCGCGUGGUUCUGUACU